UCACUCCAAUCCUGAGAAAGAUUAAGAGCUGUUAGGCCUAGACUUUGAGUUGUGGUCAUGUGACCGGAAGUGAGGAAUGGAUGGACGGUGGAGGUAAAGACUAAGGAAAAAAAUGAUAUGAUCACAGAUGGACAAAAGACUAAACACAUGUCGCCGUCUUGGAUAACAUGUCUUCAUCAUCGCACGAACCUUCCAGAAGGAGAAGGAAGGACAGGUAGCAAUGACUGCCAUGUGAUCGCACAUUAAGUCUCGCCACCUGCGGUAAGAAAAACAGCUGCUUGCUGUUGUGGUGUAUAACGGAUUUCUGGUUGCUGAAUAAAAUCUGUGUCUGGAGAAAUUUUAUGUCCAGUAAGCUUGUGGGCGUCGAUUUAUGUAAGCGCUAAACAGGAUUCUGUUAAACAUCCGGUAAACAUCCGAUUUCUCUGAAAAACGAGGGUUUGGUACAAGAGAGGAUUGUCCGGUCUGUGUUAAAUUGUGGUUUGUUUCUGCUGUUCUCAAGGCUACACGAUGUAAGUGUUCAUCAUCAUCACGGAAUGAACAUCAUGUCAAAUUCAAAUACCCUAUAUUUGACAACCUAGAGCUACAGCCGGGAUUCAAACCUCCCACUGGGAGGUACACGACUUUCUUAAAUCCUUCCCCAUGGAUAAAACAAACCCCUAGUUCUUGAUUAUUCUCUACAAGGCUGCCAAGCCAAAUCUCGUGCGUUUAUUUAGAAACCUUGUUACGUGGGAGAAGAAAAUGAAUUUAUCUGAAGAAAAAAAAAAAUCCUAGGAAAAAAAAAUCACGUGACCAGGAUCCCCAGAAGCACGCAUUUUGCUACUUUGUUGAGUGAGAUGCGGGGUCUUUUUUGUUGACAGUUCAGGAAAUCCUCGCUGCUUCUGGAAGGCAUGUCCCCGAGACGGAGCAGCACGCAAAGGGUUUCGACGAUGGAGAGAGGAAGCCCAACAGAUUUUCUCCGACAAGGCCAGGAACUUCUGAUUGUAAACAAAAAAAAUCUAGUUUAACUUUUUACCGAAAUAUAAACCUGAUUUUUACCUUCUGCCCUUUUGCAACCCUGCUUUCCUGUAUACUACCGAGAGAACUGUUUUGCUCCAGUGCUUAGCCACUAAGACAAACUAUUUUGGGGACUCUGAGCCUCGUUGGGUAUCCUCUGACAGACAAAGCCUUCUUCCAAGACGAAGAUUACGAGGCUUCACACAUCAGACCUGCAUGUCCUUACAGACAUUUGACAUAAAAAAAACAGUAAAUCCUUUCAAGAACUGCACAGACUGUAAGGAAGAGGACAUUCAUCUGCCAUCCCCUGUCAACUUCGCUUUUAACUUCAGGACAGUCUGUCUUUUGAUGUUUCAAGAUUCCCGCUAGCAGCAUUUGACAUCAAGCACUUUGAAAGCUCUCAAAUAUUUUGUCAUUUUUUUGUCUUUUACAAAGAAUGCUAUUGCUUGGGUGUGAAUUCGGGAAAUGAAAAAAAUAGCAGUAGCCAUUGCUAGAAAGAUUGACACCUGACCUAUUCAAAAAGCAGUAUCUGUGUUGGAACUGUUUCUCACACCGAUGAAGACAGCCAUGUGACAAAGAGUUGAGGGAAGGACAAGAAGUCAACUGUCACUCAGGACAUGGAGCUGCCAUGCCGGGAUCGUCUCGGCGUUUUCAACGCCACAUUUUUCCGCCUUUGGUCGUGCUCCAUGUGCUACACAUACCUAUUUCAGGAUUCGAACCCUGCUUUUUUCUCUCGUCUGCCGCACGGUCACCAGCUGCUUUCCACGCAGUCUACGUCUCCGGGGUUUGUCGUCUCCCCGGACAUCGACAAUGUCGUUGCCGUCGGCACCAUCUGCCUCACGCUGGAGGACGAGGAUUGCGAGAGGUGGAAACGGUGCUGCCGAGCUGCCGAGCUCUGUUGCCAGGAGCAGAGGAUGACGUCACUUCCGGUGCCGAGUUCGGCAGGACCGGCCGGCGGUGAGCAGGUCCACGUCAAAGCCGGCGAUGGAGCUGUUCCUGGACCAUCUCCAGACUCUGAAGGCGUGUAUGUUGUGCAUGGAGGAGACACGACUCUCAGCUCAUCCUUGGCUAGCAGGUAUAGACCUGAUGGAAAAGGUGGUUUCCAUGUCUACUGUCCUCACACGUGGGAUGGGUUCGGCUGUUUCCAGGAUACGCUGGCAGGACACACAGCUUCUAUCAGCUGCCCAACGUAUAUUGACCACAGUGAUCCAUCCGCACGUGCUUACAAGAGAUGCACAGAGAACGGCACGUGGUGGCAGGUGGAGAACACCCUACAGGAGUGGACAGAUUACACAGCCUGUGUGCGGAUUGAGGAUUUUCGGACCGUGCAUUACGUGGCUGUCACGUGCAACGUAAUAAGUCUGCUCCUGCUGGUUCCCUCUUGUGCAAUCUUUCUCUCUUAUAGGAAAUUGCGCUCGCAGCACCGGAUUCAGAUCCACCUGCAUCUUUUCAUCUCCUUUAUCGUCACCAACAUCGUCUGGAUACUGUGGCAGAACCUGAUUUACAACGACCGCCUUCACAACCAGGACCGUGACACCAUCAUUCGGAAGGACAUGGUCGGCUGCAAAGUGCUGUAUGUGCUAACUCGUUACUCACUGAUGAGCAACUUCUGCUGGAUGUUUCUAGAAGGAUUUCACCUGCACAGACUCAUCGUGCGGGCGUUCGAGACCCCGAAGUCCAUUCUGCCCUACUACAUCGUCGGUUGGGGGUGCACCUGGGUACCGGUCAUUGUCUACGUCAUCAUUCGAGCUGUGCGUAAAGACAGCGGAUGCUGGGUUCGGAACAUCAAAGGCUUCGAGUGGAUCCUGUACAUACCUAAUCUACUGUGUAUUUUUGUGAAUUUGGUUUUCCUCCUGUCUAUACUGCGCAUCCUUCUCAUGCAGUUGCAGAGCCACCCCAACGAGCCUAGCAACUACAGGCGCGCGCUGAAAGCAACGGCGGUUCUGGUGCCACUGUUUGGUCUUCACCUUUUCCUAAUCAUCUACAGUCCUCCCAUCACCAGCCAAGCAGCUAACAUUUACGAAAUUUUUGCGGCUUUUAUCAAAAACUCUCAAGGAGCGAUUGUCGCUAUCAUUUUCUGCUUUAUGAAUAAAGAGGUACUCUCACACCUGAAGGAAUCGAAGCGCCGCUACCAUGGCUGUCUGGCAGGCAAGGACAAUGACAUGAAAGGCUUGUCCACCAACACUUACGUCAUGACAGAAAGGCAAGGUCAAGGCCGUUACGGAACCGAGGGCGGGACGCAGGAUUCAAAACGAGGCAAGUCUGUUUUGCUGACAGCAAAGCUGAACGGAUCAGGUCCAAGCGGAAACGGAAGUACAGUCAGCAGCUUUGUGUAGCGGAGUCGGCAAGUGAGCAAGUGGGAUGUGCAGAACAACAUUAUCGCUCGUCGUAUCGCCGCUGGUCUGACAGAUGACUUGACAUUUACUCUCUUGCGAGCCGAGUGCAAAGUCCGGUUCAGUCAGACAAAUGCGUUGAAUUCUCUGAUGUAGGCAAAAUUCAAUGUGCUUUUUCUAGUCUUCGAUAUGGUUUGGCCAAAAAGAAAAAAAAAGAAAAGUUACAUCGCAUCUCUCUUUCCUUCUCUUUGUGUAUGUAAUAAUAAUUUGUUGUUCUCCCUUGCUAGCACUUUAUUUGAUGUUUAAGUAGUAUUUAAGUACCUAUAUAUAUAUGUGCCUGAUAGACAACAAAACACCAUAUAAUUGUAUGCUUUAUCUGUUACACAUGUUGCAGUAUAUCUUUAUGUAAUGAAUAGAAAUGUGCAAAGUCAUGGCGAUGUCCCCCUCCUGUUAGGGCCUGAUGGCUAAACAAUAAAAUGUUCUUGUCUUGUCUCAUUGUGCAUGUGUUGGAUUCGGCGAGGGUUUUGGGGCUUUAUAGUACUAAGAAAUAUACAUUUGAAAAUGCAUACUGGGUGUUUUCAGCAAACAUAUAUUGGUUACAUUUGGUUUGACAAUGGCUAAAUGAAACUGAAACAUUUUACACAAGCAAGCUCUCCAACUACCUUACUUACAUUCCCUACACCUCUUACCUCUCUCUCUCUCACACACACGCUUUUAAAACUGAUAUUUGUAUUAUGCAUCACAAACAGACUGUCAGGACCUCAGUUUAAAGCUUUUUUUUAUUAAUUUUUGUGUAUGAGCAUGUAGGUACUUUAGAAUGAUUACAAGUAAUACUUGCAUUCAACGAGAGGUCAGCCUGUGAGAACUUUCAUUAACAAGGUUAAUGUUCAAAACAAUUUUCUUGUAACAAGUAUGAAUGGAGAUUAUCAUUGCUACUUUGUCUACUUCAUCUUCGCAAUCGUUUAUUUCUCACAUAGAAAGCACGACUGUGGAAAAAGGACAAGUAAACGAACAGAAUCCUGUGUUGACAUAUAUAUAUAUAUCCAUUGUUGUCAAUCAUGAUCUUAACUAUUAUAGUCACAGGCUUCGACAUUGAAUGUGUAAUUCUUUUUUACUUCAGACUGUUAAAACGUUAGUAAACAAUAAAUGAACCCACAAACAAAGAUUAAGAACUGUUAAUAAAAGACAGUUUUUAUUUUAAUUUAGAUACUUGUGUAUCUAUAAACGGUAUUCAGACAACUUAGCUUAUUUGUCAACUAUUAUAAUUUAGCUUCGUCAAAUAUUUUGAAAAGGGGAUAAUUAAUAAUGCAGAAAAGGUAAUCUGUAUUGUUAUCUACAGGUCAUUAUUACAGCAAUUUCAGAUUGUUUUCCUGCCUUAAUCAUUGUUUUGUAUACUUACAUACCUUUAAGGUAAAUAAUAGUUUACCACAGCCCUCAUUUUAUCGCUGUUUUAGAAAGAAAGGAUGGAAUUAAAGGAUCAAAAGACAGAACUUCUAAUAAACAGAAAAAUGAAGACAACGACACUAUAAAUCUUAAAUGUUUUAAUUAAUACCUCAUUUAAUGUUUUCUUGUUUUAGUAUUUUGAUGCUUGAAUGUUUCUGUUCUGUGCUUUGUCACAAAGACUUCAAAAUAAAAGACAUCCACGCCUGUGGUUGUUAGCUGAUACCAAAGAACAGGGAAUGAAGUUGGGUUCUGUACAGUUUGUCAUUACAAAUUUCACUUCUUGUUAUGAGUGGAUCGUCUGUGUAGAAUGGUGUGAAAAUUUAGGCUCUAUUUUAGUUUACAAACAUUGUUUAUUGUACAUUGAGUGAUCGACCGCAAUGACGAUUGAUCAGCGAUUGUGAAAGUAUUGUCCUGUAUUCUUGUCUUUAUUUUAUUUAUACACUUCAUCGCCUUUUUCUCUUCUUUUUUCGGAUUAUAUUGUUAUUCUUUGUAGGAAUAAACGAAGGAAAAUAUGAAAUGGUGUUGAGCAUUCCUUGAAAACUUGUUGGAGACUUUUCAUGAGGUGAUUUGAACAUUUUGACAACGGACCAACCUGCUUUGUGUCAAUCAUGUUUCGAGAGUUAGCCUGUGCGAUCUUAUUCUGUUCUCAUGAUUAAUGCACAUCCUUCACAUCACUUUACAAUCGUGGACUGCAAUUUCUUUUAAUUGCGACCUUACUGUAAUUUCUGUAAAGAAUAUUAUAUUUAUAUGAGCUACAAAGUCUCAAUAUCUGUUAUAAAAGUUGCAGGGAGGGGACUGCCCAUGCGUCAGUAUUGUGUCUGAAGUUUGCUCUCUCUCUAUAAAUAUAUCACUUUGUAUGUAUUAUUCACUACUACAAAUGAAGAUGUUAAGAUAGAAUCGACCACUUGAAGGACUGGAUGAACAAAUAGCUACUCGACAUCUUAUAACCGAUCUUAUCUAUUACCAGGGAGCUAGAAAAGAUAAAUAUACAAAUGGGGCAUCAAGAGAGUAGAUAGAACACUUGUAGGACUUCUAUCUUCGCGGGUUUGUCUGAAAAUGUCUGGAAAUGCACAUGUAGUUUUGACAACUCAAGAUUUCUUUAUCAAGUUAUGUAAAACACUUCUGUAACACGACCUAAGCAGUACUUAUAACUGUCUUAGAUUUUU
This is a messenger RNA of Pomacea canaliculata, 5935 nucleotides long. RefSeq names its product calcitonin gene-related peptide type 1 receptor-like. Gene Ontology annotation, molecular function: G protein-coupled peptide receptor activity. NCBI's taxonomy places the organism in Eukaryota, Metazoa, Mollusca, Gastropoda, Architaenioglossa, Ampullariidae. Gene Ontology annotation, cellular component: plasma membrane. The record is from RefSeq and is a predicted model, not a curated record. Bases 1611 to 3329 code for a protein of 572 amino acids. The transcript has 12 exons. Gene Ontology annotation, biological process: adenylate cyclase-modulating G protein-coupled receptor signaling pathway; cell surface receptor signaling pathway.